This is a messenger RNA of Propithecus coquereli (Coquerel's sifaka), 1879 nucleotides long. RefSeq names its product glutamate receptor ionotropic, kainate 2. Lineage: Eukaryota; Metazoa; Chordata; Mammalia; Primates; Indriidae. Gene Ontology annotation, molecular function: kainate selective glutamate receptor activity; transmitter-gated monoatomic ion channel activity involved in regulation of postsynaptic membrane potential. The coding region runs from base 1 to 1380 and encodes 459 amino acids. Gene Ontology annotation, cellular component: kainate selective glutamate receptor complex; postsynaptic membrane; presynaptic membrane. Gene Ontology annotation, biological process: monoatomic ion transport; modulation of chemical synaptic transmission; synaptic transmission, glutamatergic. The record is from RefSeq and is a predicted model, not a curated record. The transcript has 9 exons.
AUGCCAAGCAGAUGGCCAAAGUUCAUUACUACCAGUACUACUGAUGCUGCUCUAAUGUAUGAUGCUGUGCACGUGGUGUCUGUGGCCGUCCAACAGUUUCCCCAGAUGACAGUCAGCUCCUUGCAGUGUAAUCGACAUAAACCCUGGCGCUUUGGGACCCGCUUUAUGAGUCUAAUUAAAGAGGCACACUGGGAAGGACUCACAGGCAGAAUAACUUUCAACAAAACCAAUGGCUUACGAACAGAUUUUGAUUUGGAUGUGAUCAGUCUCAAGGAAGAAGGUCUGGAAAAGAUUGGAACUUGGGAUCCAGCCAGUGGCCUGAAUAUGACAGAAAGUCAAAAGGGAAAACCAGCAAACAUCACAGAUUCCUUAUCCAAUCGCUCUUUGAUUGUUACCACCAUUUUGAAAGCUGACCUUGCAGUUGCUCCACUGGCUAUUACCUAUGUUCGAGAGAAGGUCAUCGACUUUUCCAAGCCCUUUAUGACACUUGGAAUAAGUAUUUUGUACCGCAAGCCCAAUGGUUCUGAGCUCAUGCCCAAAGCGCUCUCCACCAGGAUAGUGGGAGGCAUUUGGUGGUUUUUCACACUUAUCAUCAUUUCUUCGUACACUGCUAACUUAGCCGCCUUUCUGACAGUGGAACGCAUGGAAUCUCCUAUUGACUCUGCUGAUGAUUUAGCUAAACAAACCAAGAUAGAGUAUGGAGCGGUAGAGGAUGGCGCAACCAUGACUUUUUUCAAGAAAUCAAAAAUAUCCACGUAUGACAAAAUGUGGGCCUUUAUGAGUAGCAGGAGGCAGUCAGUGCUGGUCAAAAGUAAUGAAGAAGGAAUUCAGCGAGUUCUCACCUCUGAUUAUGCUUUCCUAAUGGAGUCAACCACCAUCGAGUUUGUUACCCAGCGGAACUGUAACCUGACACAGAUCGGCGGCCUUAUAGACUCCAAAGGUUACGGCGUUGGCACUCCCAUGGGUUCUCCGUAUCGAGACAAAAUCACCAUAGCAAUUCUUCAGCUGCAAGAGGAAGGCAAGCUGCAUAUGAUGAAGGAGAAGUGGUGGAGGGGCAAUGGUUGCCCAGAGGAGGAGAGCAAAGAGGCCAGUGCCCUAGGGGUUCAGAAUAUCGGUGGCAUCUUCAUUGUUCUGGCAGCCGGCUUAGUGCUCUCAGUUUUUGUGGCAGUGGGAGAGUUUUUAUACAAAUCCAAAAAAAACGCUCAAUUGGAAAAGAGGUCCUUCUGUAGUGCCAUGGUAGAAGAACUGAGGAUGUCCCUGAAGUGCCAGCGUCGAUUAAAACAUAAGCCACAGGCCCCCGUUAUUGUGAAAACAGAAGAAGUUAUCAACAUGCACACAUUUAACGACAGAAGGUUGCCAGGUAAAGAAACCAUGGCAUAAAGCUGGGAGGCCAAACACCCAAGCACAAACUGUCGUCUUUUUUCCAAACAAUUUAGCGAGAAUGUUUCCUGUGGAAAUAUGCAACCUGUGCAAAAUAAAAUGAGUUACCUCAUGCCGCUGUGUCUAUGAACUAGAGACUCUUGUGAUCUAAGCAGUUUCAAUGAUCAGACUUGAUUUACAAGCAUCAUGGAUCAACUAAAUUACACGGGGUUACACUGUUUAUCAUGGGUUCCUCCCUUCUUCUGAGAGAAUGUUACAUGCGCAUUUUGUGGCUGGUUUCAAAUGCAGUCCAGUGAGAAAUUACAGGUUCCUUUUGAAGCCCAACUGUUGCCAGGAGAUGGAAUAUCAAUGCUCAACAGGGUAACCAGUAAAAAAGUCAUUAAGAAUAAAAAUACUUGGAAUCAGCAAAAACUGUAGUGUUACAAGAAACAGUACAGUCUUCUGAACACCCAGAUAAUAGAGGUGAUGAUGUUACUAGCCCCCAACUACUCAGUAUAAU